Molecule: messenger RNA, 2661 nt
Organism: Macrosiphum euphorbiae (potato aphid)
Lineage: Eukaryota; Metazoa; Arthropoda; Insecta; Hemiptera; Aphididae
Source: the annotation of a GenBank genome assembly
AUGUCGGCCACAAACUCGAACAAGUUCGUUACAAAUAGCUUGCCGGAGUUCCUGUUGCUUGUAGCGCAAUCGCUGGAAACCCUGUUCGCCAUGGACGCGGUGGUGUUGCGAAACCUCCAUUCGGUAAUCGUCUGUUACGACGUGCAAGUUUUCUACCGGAACCGUGGCGGCGUAGACGGGCCCUCUGUUGGCCUGGACGAGUUCGUGUUGUAUUGUGAUAGCAAGAUCCAGCCACAGCUGGUCAACGAUGAAGGAGAUGACGGCCCUCGGGACACUUACCGGUGUUCGAUGACUAUCAGCGAUCUGAUCCGAAUGGAACCGUGGGCCCAGCUCUACAGAGUCGUUGGGCCUCGCGUCAUGCGUCGCCUGCUGUUCGACUGUCUGCUGUUCGUGCCGCUUGGCAGACACGUUUACUACUGCGUGCGGUCACCCUCACAGUCAACGAGCCGGUACGAAGUGAUACAGGCUUUCCGGGUCCGGGCCGGUUCGCGAUGGAAGGCUGGGCGGCCAUCGAAGUCGAAACCACCGACGCAGAAAUACUUCAACAUCGCAGGCUUACUGCGGGAAGUUCAGCCGAUCGGACGGCAGGAUUCGGCCGACAUGUUGGGUAGCAUACUGAACACCGAUGUCGUCAGAGUGGUGGAAGGCAGUCCGCGUACCGCCAAGCUGGACUACAUCAGGACUAGACCAUGUCUUGACCGGCUGGCGCGCAAACUCAAAGUGAUUGCGGACAAGGACACUUCGCGUGCAUACUGGGACAUUUAUCGAGAUGUGGUGGGCGAUUGCCCGUCGGUCGAGGUGCCAUUGAGCAGGGUCAAGUCGUUCGCCAGGGCGGUGGUGUGCAAGAUCGUGCCACGUGAGGUGUUUGGGACGGCCAGCAACCGCGACCAGUUCUGCAACAACGUGUGCCGGGUGUUGAACGGUGGCAAGUUACACGACUACGCAGUGGAGCACAUCGUGUACAAGAUAAAAAUGAAGAAGAUCAAAUGGCUGGAGAAUGUGGCCGCAGACUGGCGGGCCGAGAUCGCGGCCAAGACGCUGGUGUGGCUGACCAACGUGUUUGUGUUUGGCCGGAUCGUCCAUUGCUUCCGGGUCGUUACGACCACCACGCCUACCAACGGCGUCGCGUACGCUGUUAAAGCCAAGUGGGCGAACAUGUGCCACGAAAAAAUAUCGCCGCUGAUGGCUGCCAACAGUGAAUUUUUCAGACAAAUCCAGCCCGAUGACUCGGAAACGUCGUCGUCGUACAGGAACUGGAAAGUGUGCCCAUACGCGAAACCUAACGGAGUGCGACUGAUAUUCAAGCUGCGGCGGAAAGAGGGCAGAAACGAGAAGCGUCUAACCGACGACUGCCAAACAUUUCUGCAGUGUCUGUCGCGCACUCGACCCUCCGAAUAUCGAUCCGUGACGAGGCCGCAGUUCUUUCGCAGAUGGAAGGCGCUACAAGAAUCCCGGAGUCUGUCCGCCACCCCCGCGUUGUUCUACGUGCGCACUGAUUUCCGUGACGCGUUCACAAGCUUCGUGCACGAAAAACUGCUGACGGUCAUCCGGGACAGGAUCAAGGAACGUUUCGGCAAGAAGCAGCGGAUGGUGGCUGUACACACAGUGGACGUAGUGAAAAUUGGCGGCGGCUCCGUGUACUACAAGAAGUGUCGCUACGUGGGCGGACUGCCAACUCCCGAGUUCCAGGGCGGGUCGUUGGUGUUCCACGACAAGACGGACUCGGUGCCUCUGUUCCGGAUCUGGAACGUGGUGCGCCGUUGCAUAGUCUGCAACGCCGUGGAGCGGGGUGGCUGCCGGUGGGGUAUGACCAGAGGCGUGGUACAGGGCGACCGGCUGUCCGUGGCCCUCUGUGACCUGCUGCUUUCCGACCUGCAUGCUGCCCGACUAACGAAUCUGGUGGAUGGUCGAUCGGGAAGCCAGCUGUACCGGUUUGUCGACGACUACCUGUUCGUGUCACCCGACCGAGACGCAGCCCUCCGGUAUCUGGCCGCGAUGCGCGCCGGGUUCAACGAUUACGGGCUCAGGAUUAACCGGAACAAAACCGAGACGAACGCAGACAACGGUGGAGUUGGCGGUAGGUUGGUCAAGUUUUUGGGGUUCCGGUUGAACGCGGCCACUGGCGAGGUGACCAAGGACUCUUCAGCGUACCGGAAUCGACGGCCACUGCACUUCUUCGAUUAUGGGCUGGGCCGCGGCCAACCGGGCCGGACCCUGUACGCCAAGGUCGGCCGGCCCAACUGGCACGCCAUGCCCGGCGUGCUGGUCAGCAAGUCGUUCAACUCGGCGGCCACAGUGGCCCGAAACGUGGCGUCGGUGGUCGCUUACAAGGCGUUUGCCGUCGUCACGGCCGUCAAGCAGUACUUUUUACACCUGAACCCCGUGUUCCUCGCGAACGCCGUGCGCGCUAUCGCCCGGGUCAUGUACGCCAAAGCUCGCGCCGUCGUCCGGUAUUCGGCCAUCACGCCCAUGCAGUGCAAGUGGAUCGUAUAUGAAGUGUACGCCACCAUGUUCCGCACACAUUUCUCCCCUGACGACCGUUGCGUCGCGUCAGCCUUGCACCGGAUCCGGAUAACGCAGACCGCCGUCGGACGAAAGUGCGCCACUCGCAUUCUGAGGGCCGCUCUGAGACGUCAUGAUUUCGCCAAAAUGUUCGGUUGA